Cucurbita moschata (crookneck pumpkin) is the source of this 2712-nucleotide messenger RNA. Its product is annotated as L-type lectin-domain containing receptor kinase VIII.1-like. Gene Ontology annotation, cellular component: plasma membrane. Gene Ontology annotation, molecular function: carbohydrate binding; ATP binding; protein kinase activity. NCBI's taxonomy places the organism in Eukaryota, Viridiplantae, Streptophyta, Magnoliopsida, Cucurbitales, Cucurbitaceae. The transcript has 2 exons. Gene Ontology annotation, biological process: protein phosphorylation. Bases 389 to 2557 code for a protein of 722 amino acids. The record is from RefSeq and is a predicted model, not a curated record.
GGAGAACGCAACGAUGCCACCGAAUAAAAGGCGGCCACGUGGGUUGGAAGAUAAAAGCGUGGAAUCACUCGCCGUUGGAGGCACGUGCGACAAAAGACGUGAAAAGAAGAAAAAAGGGGAAACAAAGCUUGCUUUAUCAUCGAAAAUGGACCGUUGUGGAUGGACACGUGUCGCAACGGCAAUCCACUUGUCUUCUUCACUCUCUCUUUGGAUUCUCUUAGUAUUCCUUGUUUGUAUUCUGAGGUUUAGUCUGUUUUUUAAGCCCAAGAAAUUCCAUUAUUCUCUCUCUCUCUCUAGCCCGUGAUUUGUUCAUCGUCUUCUUCAAUUACACUCUGGCCGAUAAGGAAAAACCAGAGAUGGGUCUGAAGAACAGAGCUUAAUCUCAAUAAUGUUGAAUUUCUCUCCCAUUUCCUCUGUAAUUUCCUUCACAAUACUUCUUUUUUCCUUUUCCAGUACUGCCUUUUUCGAUUUCUCUACCACCGCCGUCUCCGCCGCCGAAUUUGACUUCGGAACCGUCGCCCUCAGCAGUUUAAAGCUUCUCGGCGAUGCCCACUUGAACAACGGGAGCGUCAGACUCACACGAGACCUCGCCGUCCCAAAUUCAGGCGCCGGCAGAGUCCUCUACGCCAAACCCAUCAGAUUCCGGCAGCCGGGGAUUAAUUAUCUCGCCAGUUUCUCCACAUUUUUUUCUUUCUCCAUCACUAAUCUCAACCCGUCGUCGAUCGGUGGCGGUUUGGCGUUUCUAAUCUCGCCGGACGAUGAGACGCUCGGUGGUGCCGGUGGGUUUUUGGGGCUGGCCGACGAAAGGGGAUUGGGAUUCGUGGCGGUGGAAUUCGACACGUUGAUGGAUGUCGAAUUUAAGGACAUUAAUGGGAACCAUGUCGGAUUGGAUCUGAACGACAUGGUUUCGUUACAGGUUAAAGAUCUGGACGGAAUUGGAAUCGAUCUCAAAAGUGGGGAUACGGUAAAUUCGUGGAUCGAAUACGACGGGUCGGCUCGGAUCUUCAAAAUCUUCGUUUCGUAUUCGAAUUUGAAACCGACAGAACCCCUAAUGUCGUUCAAUCUCGAUCUCGACCCGUAUUUGAACGAUUUUAUGUACGUCGGAUUUUCCGGUUCCACACAGGGGAGUACGGAAGUUCACAGUGUGGACUGGUGGAGCUUUACGUCGUCGUUUGACUCGAAUUCCCCACCCGGGUCGGUUCCGCCGCCGCCAACGACGACGCUGAUGAACCCAACGGCGAAUGUCGUCCGGUCAACGCCGCCGUCACAACCUCCGUCGGGUUCAGAUUCCAACACCCAAAAGAAUACCAACUCUCCGUCCUGCCACAAUGGACUAUGCAAGCAAGGUGCCGGCGCGGUGGUUGGAGUUGUGACGGCGGGGGCGUUUGUUCUAGCAUUAUUCGCCGGCGGGUUGAUUUGGGUAUACUCCAAAAAGAUUAAGCGGGUUAAAAAAUCGGACUCCCUCGCUUCAGAAAUCAUCAAAACGCCUAAGGAAUUCACUUACAAGGAGCUGAAAAUCGCCACCAAAGGCUUCAGCUCGAACAGAAUCAUUGGCCAUGGCGCUUUUGGGACUGUUUAUAAAGGGAUUCUGCCGGAGACCGGCGACAUUGUAGCGGUGAAACGGUGUAGCCAUAGUACACAAGGGAAAAAUGAAUUCCUGUCUGAACUUUCUAUCAUCGGAACUCUCCGCCACCGGAAUUUGGUCCGUCUUCAAGGAUGGUGUCACGAGAAAGGCGAAAUUUUACUCGUUUACGAUUUAAUGCCUAAUGGGAGUUUAGAUAAAGCUCUGUUCGAGGCCAGUACGCCGCUGCCGUGGUCUCACCGGAAAAAAAUCCUUCUCGGCGUCUCCUCUGCUUUAGCCUAUUUGCAUCAAGAAUGUGAAAAUCAGGUCAUUCACAGAGACGUUAAAACCAGUAAUAUAAUGUUAGACGAAGGAUUCAAUGCCCGUUUAGGCGAUUUCGGGUUGGCCCGACAAGUGGAGCACGAUAAAUCGCCGGACGCCACAGUCGCCGCUGGCACAAUGGGAUACUUAGCGCCGGAAUAUCUCCUCACCGGACGGGCGACCGAAAAAACCGACGUGUUCAGCUUCGGCGCGGUUGUUCUCGAAGUCGCCAGUGGCAGACGACCGAUCGAGAAAGAGAGCGGCGCCGGAAAAUUUGGCGUCAACAGUAAUUUAGUCGACUGGGUUUGGAGUUUACACCGGGAAGGACGGCUGUUGGCGGCGGCCGAUGGGAGACUCGGUGGGGAGUUUGAAGAAUCAGAGAUGAGGAAAGUUUUGUUAGUUGGGUUGGCUUGUUCUCACCCGGAUCCGAUGACCCGACCCACAAUGAGAGGCGUAGUGCAAAUGUUAAUCGGCGAUUCAGAGAUUCCGAUCGUCCCUCGGUCUAAGCCAUCGACAAGCUUCAGUACCGCUCAUUUGCUUCUCACUUUACAAGAUAGCGUGUCCGAUCUGAACGAUAUGAUCGCCAUUUCCACUUCCUCGUCCGACCACAGCUUCAAGGGCGAGGAUUCGAUCUCACUGGAGGAUCGGACGGCGGGAAGUCCAUCAAUUGUUUGAAUCAUUUUCCACUCAAUACGGCAUCAGCAUCCAAGUGAGAUGGUGGGGCCCACCUUCUUUUUUCUUUUUUUUUCUUUUCCACUUUUAGAGUUGUGGGUGGAUGUUGCUUUCAAAUGAAAAUAAUAAUAAUAAUUAGGUUUUUAGUUUAUUUAUUA